Pimephales promelas (fathead minnow) is the source of this 8552-nucleotide messenger RNA. It is a transcript of the gene gigyf1a, whose product is annotated as GRB10 interacting GYF protein 1a. The record is from RefSeq and is a predicted model, not a curated record. Gene Ontology annotation, cellular component: cytosol. Gene Ontology annotation, molecular function: protein binding. Gene Ontology annotation, biological process: insulin-like growth factor receptor signaling pathway. NCBI's taxonomy places the organism in Eukaryota, Metazoa, Chordata, Actinopteri, Cypriniformes, Leuciscidae.
CGUGGUAUACCCGAGUAGGACGGCCAUCUUCCCUAAAACACAAACAACAAGAGCGUACUAGACAUCAACACGCAACGACCAUUGGAGAGGGAGAGAGAGAAAGAGAGAGCAAAAAACCGUAAAAACGGAACACGAUUCUCGAGGAGGAGCACAGAACACAAACAACUGCACAUGCAUCCAAAGUGAAGAUCGUAGAGUUCGACGGGGCGACUGGACAGUAAAAAAUCGCAUCGACAGCUCCAGAAAUACGGUAGAGGAGGGAGAGGGAUUGUCGGCGUGAGGAGAGGGUCACCAGCUGGGACCUGGUCCACACAGCAUUGCCAGUACAACAGGAAGAGUUAGGAAGACACACACAGAUAGAGAAAGAGAGAAGCUUAUUGUGGUCAUAACUGCUUCUGGCAGCUGUAUUAUCAACAAAUUAGUCUCUUUUUUUUGUUUGUUAGUCUUUUGUUCGUUCCCUAUAGUCAAUCGUCUUUAGACGUCAGUAUCAAAGCUCUGCAGUUUUUGCAGUCCCACAGGUAUUACUAAUUUUAGAGGGUUUUCGUUCAUUGUUUUGGUUCCCCAGUUGUUUUAUAUUUGUUUGUUUUCAUCGGCUGUGAACGAGAGCUCUUACCAUCUCUGACCUUUUGUAUUUCUGCUCUCCUGCACACACAUCCUGAAUAAGGCAGCUAUAACCCUCCUUUCUCUUAAGUUAGCUACUCUGAAACACACACACACACACCUUUCAGUCCUCUGACCCAGACCUGGUCCAGCCUAGCCUAGUCUUGCCUGCGCCACUCCCCUGGACAGGACUUUCACCUCCGAGAAGGAAGGAAGAAUAUGACUGCUGAAACACUUAACUUUGGCCCAGAAUGGCUUCGAGCACUUUCCAGUGGAGGCAGUGUGUCUUCCCCUCCUGCCUCUCCUGCUAUGCCAAAGUACAAGUUGGCCGAGUACCGUUACGGCCGAGAGGAGAUGCUAGCACUUUAUGUCAAAGACAACAAGGUCCCUGAAGAAAUGCAGGAUAAGGAGUUCGCUACUAUUCUGCAGGAUGAGCCUCAACAGCCACUGGCACUGUUGGCUCUCACUGAAGAGGAGCAGAGGAAUUUCUCCAUGUCUGUCAACAGUGUGGCUGUGCUGAGGCUUAUGGGUAAAGGGGGCGGAGCCGCUCCAGCUGGGGUGACUCGAGGUAGAGGCACUGUGCGAGGUGGUCGAGGUCGAGGAAGAGGAGAGGGCGGAUUCUACCAAAGAAGCGGUGAGGAAGUAGAGGGCGGGUUUGGUCGUAGCGUUCGAGAAAUCCAUCGCAGCCAGAGCUGGGAUGACAGAAGUGAGCGGCGCUUUGAGAAACCUCUGCGGAGGGACGGUGCGCGUUUGGGUUUUGAGGAAGCGGCUCCAGUUGGCAGGAAGGAGUUCAUGCGCUCUGAUAGCGACAACUGGCGCACACUGAGAGAGGAGCAGGAGGAGGAGGAAGCGGCGGAGGCUGGCGGCAGCUGGAGAAUCACUGGCUCACGAAGAGAAGACGGUGGUCCUCGCUCGGCUGGUUGGCGGGAACACACUGGUCCAGGUGAACCCCUUCGCCGCAGGAAGUUCGACUUCGACUUCCGGGAUGGAGGGAAUGAGGGAGGCAGAAGGAGAGCCGGCAGCGAUGGAGCAGAAGAUGAACGAGACGGUCUGCCAGAGUGGUGCACUGAUGAGGAAGAUGGAGAAAUGGGAACCUUUGAUUCUUCUGGAGCGUUUAUGUGUAUUAAGAAGGGUCCGAAAGACCCCAUCCAAGAAGAGGAGUUUGAGUUCCAGGGGUUGGAGGAUGAGGAAGAGGACUGUGCUAAUCUAGAGAAGAAUAACGGCAUCGGUGCUGUAAAAAACGAGAAAGAUGUCAUUGACUUCGCUCCAGUGUCUGAAACUGAAGUGAAAGCGGUUUCUCCUUCUCCUCCUCCUCCUUCUCUCCCUCCCUCUCUUCCUGCUCCUGUCCCUGAGGCUUUGCCCUCUGCUGCCCCCUCUGGUCUGGAGGAGCCUCAGCCUGUCCCCUCCAUUCCCAACAAAUUACCAAGUGAAGUGUUAUCAGAGGCCAUGUUAGAUUUGAGCCCCAGUGCCUCCUCCAGUCUGCCUUCAUCGCCUCCCUCUUCGUCCUCUGCUGCUACUGACCUCCCACUGCCGGGGGGUGAUAUUGAGGAUGACGAGGGCAUGAAGCACCUGCAACAGGAGGCAGAGAAGAUGGUGGCAGCGCUGCAGGAUACAUCUCUAGAGGAAGAGUGUUUCACCCAGACUCUUCAGGAGAGCAGAAACACAGCCUCUGCUCUUCCUCUCUCCCAUGACUCUGCCAUGAAAUGGUUUUACAAAGACCCGCAAGGAGAGAUUCAGGGUCCGUUCAGUACAGUGGAAAUGUGUGAGUGGUUUCAGGCGGGGUAUUUCGCCAUGAACCUGCUUGUUAAACGUGGCUGUGAUGAGGGAUUUCAGCCGCUGGGGGAAGUCAUUAAGAUGUGGGGGCGUGUGCCUUUUGCCCCUGGCCCCUCCCCUCCGCCCCUCCUGGUGAGGAAUCAAGCCCAUCUUCGCCCUCAACCACCCCGGGGGGCAAUCGGUAAUAUGGAUCAGGAGCGGCUGAAGAAGCAGCAGGAAUUAGCAGCUGCCUCGGCUCUUUACCAGCAGCAACAGCAGCUCUUUCAGCUCAUCAACAGGUGUGGAGAGCAGGGUAUGAUGCCUUCGUUAAACAGGUCGAUGUCAGUGCCAGAUACAGGGUCCAUGUGGGACAUGCAUACCUCAGCCUCACAGCCAGCAGGCGGUGAGGCCAGUCUAUGGGACUUAAUGAAUUCUUCAACUCAGGGUCCAAUUCUAGAACAGCUUCAGAAGCUACAUGAGAGAAGAGAAGCUGAACUCAGGGCCAAGCGUGAGGAAGAGGAAAGGAAACGGAGGGAUGAAAAAAGGCGAGAAGAGCAGAAAAGGAGAGAGGAGGAGGAGCUUUAUAGGCGCAAGCAGCAGCAGGAUUUGCUGAUGAAGUUGCUCCAGCAGGCUCCGCGUCAGGGUUCCUCGGGCUCCGGGUCGGGCUGGAGCGGAGGACCCAUCCCUGGGCUGGGAAAGCAGACCAAACCCCACAACCUCCUGGACAUCCAGCCGGAGGCGGAGAGAAUGCACAAACAGCAGCAUAGAGUCCAGCAACAGCAGAGGUGGAGUGAUUCCUCUUCGCUGUGGGGAGCGUCUGGGUCUUUGGAUGGAAAGGUGGGUGGUGGUGGAAGCCCCUCGGGAGGAGGGAUGGGCGUUUGGGACGAGGCCCUCAAGAACCAGAGCGCUCAUCGCAACAAUAUGGGGCUGAAGAACAGCCGCAGCAGUCCCUCACUGAGCGAGCAGUACAUGAUGAGGAGCCGUAAACGCACUGAGGAGGAGGAUCGGCUGUUUAAGCUCCUGCAGGGGAUGAAGUCUCAGGACGGCUUCACCACCUGGUGUGAACAGAUGCUGCAUGCGCUCAACACCUCCGCCAAUAACUCCACCUCUUCCCAGGAUGUGCCCACCAUUGUGGCGUACCUGAAGGAGGUGGAGUCUCCGUAUGAGGUGUUGAACUUUAUCUGCUCCUAUCUGGGCGACACUGUCGAAGCCAAAGAGUUCGCCAGACAGUUCCUGGAGCGCCGUGCCAAACAGAAAGCUAACCACCAGAGACAGCAGCAGCAGCUCUCCAAAGAGAUGGCUGGACUCAGCAUGAACAACUUCCCACUGCAGGAUACUGUACGAGGAAUGAACCCCAGCACUCUGCAGUCUAUGUUCCAGGCAGUGCAUUCUGGGAAGGGUGGUGCGGUCUAUGAUCAGGCAGCAAAGCUGAAGAAGAAACAGCCCAUGAUGCUGCACUCUGACCCAAGCAUCUUAGGGUACUCAUUCCAUGGUGGCCCUGAUCGGUAUGGUCUAAACGAGAUGGAGAUGGUCGAGGAUUACUGAAUCCACAGCAAUAGCUACACGAGGCCUUUAAACCCGCGGGUCCACCUAAUCAGACUCCGCAAGUCGAAUGUGCACUGCUUUGAGGGGGAGAGGGGAUUCGGGAUCAGCCAGGCGUGAGGUAUCAGUUCAGGGGUGGGCGGGGGGGGUGGGACUGCGCUGGGAAUAGAAGAAUGUAAUUCAACAGGGAAGGGAACAGGUGUGAAUUUAUUUUUGUGUGUCUGUACGUGUGUUUGGGGGACGGGGGGUGAUAAAGUUCUGGCACUUACAGCAUUAAGCACCUUACACUCAGACUAAUGCACUUUAUUAAGAUGUAAUUUGAAUAGUUUUUUUUUUCUUUUCCGAGAUGAUUGUAUAUUUAUGUGGUAUGGCUUCAGAAAUAUUACCACAUACAUAUACUGUGUGUGUGCGUGUGUGUGUGUGUGUGUUGAAUCAGAACUGGAGUUUGUGCUGGGAGGAAACGGUGGCGAUUGGGGGACCAUUGUGUGUUUCAGUUCAGACAUUAUCAGAAAAAAAAAAAUCCUCUCUUUAAAGACAAACACUGUUGUUUCAUUUUUUAUAUACAUAUAUAUAUAUAUAAAGUUUCUAUUAAAAAAUGUAAAGCUAUUAUAAAAAAAAAAACUUUGAUUAUAAAACUUGAAGAUUUGCACUCACAUAAAAUGCAAGUUAAAAAGAUAAAAAAAAUGUGUUAGAUAUAAUAGAGAAGAAUAUUUUUGUGAUUGUGUGCCUGUGUGUAUGCGUAUGAGUGUUUAAAACAUACCAGUCUGCACAACGUGUUUUUUUUAAAUCGCUUUAUUUAGACGUAUGAUCAAAAGAGGCCAUUUCGUCAUUCGGAGUGAAUUAUUAUUUUUUUUUUUAUGAACCGAAUGAAUGUGUGAACGUGAUCGCUUGUGUGCAGGAGGAACCGUGUGUAUUACUCCUCUUGUAAAUGUGCAGUAUGAGCGAAUUAAUGAGCGAAUGAAAGCGAGACAGAGAGAGGGGGGGCAACGGCACAACACAUCCUCUUUCACCAGCUCUUCAUUCCCCGACAAAGAAAGACCUCUAGAUUCAAACACAAAAGCUUUAGCCCAUUUUACGCCAACCAGCACUCUUAGUUUUCGUGGGGGGAUGCGAGGGACGUCCUCCGCUGCCUCAUUUUUGCCUCUGUGAGGUUUAAGAACACGUCAUUAGUUUUGUCAUCAUCGUUUCGUUUGUGUUGUUGUUGUUGUUGAGCUCAAUUCAAUCUUGUAUACUUUUAGGAAAUGGUUACUUGUGGUACGUACGUUGUGUAUGUGUGUGUGUUUUCUGUCCCCACAUGUGUGCCUAAGAACUAAAGGGCGAAUGAUUAGACUUCAUUGCUGCCAUUGAGACAUUAUUUUUUUAGCAAAGGGGCGUGGCUUCACUAGGCUCCGCCCCCACAUGCCUCCCAUGCUUUUUGAACCAAGAGCCUAUCUCUGUACAGUUCUGUUGUAGCCUGGGGAUGCUCGGAUGAAAAAAAUGUUUGAUAUUUGGAGGAUGUGACCUAACAUUGCCUUUCUGUCCACUCUCUUGUUCACGAGUGACUGAGGUUUUGACUAUUUCUGGCUAAAAAAAAAAAAAAAAAAACGACAACAAAAAAAAAAUGAUCGCAACAAACUGUGCAAGUGCACUCAGCGGUGCACACAAAAUGUUUGAAUAUUUUGUUACUUGUUCAUUGUUGUUGUCAAUGACAAUGAUUUAUUUUGUUUCGAUGUUAUAUAUGAUUAUAUAUGAAUAUAAACAAAGUAUUGGACUAUGAGGAAGAGCACUUGGGGCUGCUACUUUUUUUGUUCAUUUUGAAAAAUUUUCCUUUUUUUUUUAGUUGCCACCAUGUGAAGUGCAUUUGUGUACUUUUUUUCUUUCCUUCUUAGAAAAAAAACAAACAAACAAGUUGAAUGUAUUCCAAAUAUGUAACGGUGUAGAUGGAGUUGCUCAACACGGGAUAUUAAAGCGUAAUACGCAGGACGUCAAGAGGAGCGAAAUCGAAAGUCGUUUUUGUCGCGACGGUGGCUAACCGCAAAAACACACUGCCUCUACAAUCCUGUUCACACAGACUCUGACUAUGAAAAUGAGAACGAUAUUCUAUUCCAUACUGGAGUUUUGGUUGUUUACAAACCGCACAGACAUUUGUGGGUGCUUUUUUUUGUUUUCCUCUUCAUUUUUGUGGUGAUUGAAUACGCGAGAAUCGUUUUGUCGGAAGGCAUGACGUCAGACCCUUCCUUUUGCAUGUGGAUAUGAACGCAGCCUAUAUAACUCGCUGACUGAAACAAAAACAAACUUGGAUUGCUGGAACACAAGUACAUCAAAGAUUUCUUCAUGUACCUUUAAUCUUUAUGGACAGGGUGUGUUUUUUUUUGUUUUUUUAGAAUCAUAAAGGCGACCAUAUUUUGUUUACUGGACUUGUUUUUGUUUACUAAUCUCUCUUUGUAAUGAAAUCGAAAUGUACCUGGAAAGAAGGCAAAAAUCACACAGCACAGACGACCUCUUGGUACUUUGAGAUGCAUAUAUUGAAUGCUUUAACAUUUCCCCCCCCCCCAAUCAUCUUGUGGAUUCUUUUCGGAUGGACAUAUCCGUGAUCGAGAACAACGACAACAAGAACGUAUGUGUGACCUCAGAUCUGCCAGAUAAUUCCUUGGACAGUGUGUGAACGUGCUUCUAGUUUUUGUAUUUCUCAUCUGAGGGUGGACGGGGUGUCAUGGCCGCCGUCUUCAAGAAGAUGACAAAGGGACAAGCACUGCCCUGAUACCCUCCCUAUGCACUUUUCAUUUGCUCAAAACUGUGAGGAGCUUUCACUCGGGCUUGGAGAGCACGAGACGUCCUCUUUCUGCUUCGGGGGUUUUUGACGCCCCAGCGUGAGACUCGUUCUCCUUACGGUGGUUGUGUCUCAGGCUUUUUGAGGACGACACCACACAAGCUUUACCGUCGAAGGAUAAGGGAAGUUUCAGACGCAUUGGGACAGGAUUUUCACUGAACAAUGUUGAUAUUUAAGACUAUACGAACAGUAACUUGGUUACAACGUGGAGAUUCAGAACAUAUUUACUCGACAGUGUUCUCCGUUAUGUAAAAAGGAUUAAACUGCUUGGUCCAGGGUGCUAGCCAACGGUUUUUUUCUUUUUUUCUUUUUUUUUUGUGGACUGGAAUUAAAUAUUUCAUGGAUGACUGAAAAAGGCUUUUUUAAAGACUGGAGGACAGUUUUUGUUUUGUUUUUAGUGUGUGUAUUGGAGAUCAAUAACUAAUAAGCUCCAUCAGCUCUACCGCCUCCUGCUGACUGCGUGGCUGAAGUUCACCUUUGGCUUGAAGUGGUUACGGCACCGCAAGACCUUUAGUUUGAUCUUUGCUGUUCCAGAUCUUCAGAUGGAGAUAGAGGCUCUCCACUGCUUCGUCUUCGUCUCCGUCUCCGUCUCCUGUCCUUCGCCUUCAGAGGAAGAUCCCAAGGAUGGAGAUUCCCAACAGCACAUGUAAUCAUGACUGCAUGUCAAUGACGAAGACCCCAGGAGGAAGAGGAGGACUGAUGGACUCAUGGCACCAUAUUCGGACUACUAAGAGGAACAUGUUUCCUCUCUAUGAGGAGGGAGUGAACUGUGAAUGCUGGAACAGCUGAACUAUGAGAUCUCGAACCUGCACAGAUUGCAGCCAGAGUGAACUUUACAAACACGACACACACAUGAAUAACAACUGAAAUACACACACACACACGCAUUCAAAAAUGAAUUCUCAAUUACACACACUCGCUGACAUGGCUUAACAGUCGCACUACACUUCAAUCUGGCUGCCAUGUAAAUAGUGUAUAUAACCUUAACCCUUUUCCCAUUCUCUGUUGGGUUUUCAGAUUUGUUUGAAUUUUUUUUUUCUUUUAUGACAUGCCUUAACAGUUCAGUUCUGCCUAUUAAGGCACACUUAAGAUGCGUAAAACAAAAAAAGUGAGACUAGCUCUGUGACAUAAUAGCGUGUGAUUUUAUUUAAGGAACCCAUGAAACAUUGUUUAUGAACCUGUGAAAUGAUUUCUGUAACAUUUUCAAAUUAUCCCCGCAAAAAACGUGUAAUUGAUGACUUUUUUGGGUGUUUUUCUGACGUCGAAACCGUUUCGCAUUUUCAGUAUGAGAGGCGAAAACUGUUCCCAGGUCAGAAUUGUGUCGACUGAUGAACAUAAAAACGCCUUUUCAUCUUUGAUCUCGGAAGAGAAGUAAGAAAUACUAUUUGUACGGUAUUGCCCUCUUAAGAUGAUUAAUUGUGUACCUUUGCAGGUCAGAAUAAACUAGUGAUGCCUAAUGUCUUGACUGGCAUGCAAAAAUAGGUUUUAAAAUGUUAAUGAUGAUUUAAAAAAUACAUGUUUGUCAUAUCUAUUGAUUCAGUGUGUGAAAAGCAACCGUACUGUAUUGGCGCUGUCACAGAGCCGUGUGUUCUUCUUGAAGUGAUCAACCGAAUAACAGCGGCGAUGGCGGAGUCGAAAUCAGCAAUGCAUAACGAGAUCUGAAAAGUCUCUAGCUUGCCGUCACACACGACUGAGUUGGAUGUCUUGAAAUUUCCAGAGAUGCAACCAUUUAAAAAAAAAAAAAAGGUCAUAAGAAACCAUUUGGACAAUGUUUGAAUAUUCAUCAUGUGAAUAGUUUUUGGGGUUUCUUGGUUUGUUUGAAGAAAAUUAAUAAAUGCUUCAGAAUGAG